AUGCCCUUCAUAACUCCGGGCCAGCUUGCCUUUUCGGCCAUGCAAUUUCUACCCGUUCCAAUCCUGGUCUUGGAUAGCCUCAAAACAGUGGUACUGGCUAAUGAGUCCAUGGGAAGGCUACUGGGAAUGCCGUCAGAUGCGACGGGAAAGGGGGAUGAUCUGUCUUCGACAAUGGACCAACUCCGUGGCCAGACCCUGUCUCAAGUUGGUAUCGAUCUUAUCCAGGAUGGCAUGCCGGUUUGGAUUGCAUGGGAGCACUUUUUGGACCAGAUUGCCCUCGAGAUGGGAGUUGGAAACAGCGGGGGAAAAGAAAUCUUGAAGUCUGUUUUGCAAACUGAUCCCGACGGAGACGCUACGCCACGCCAAGCAGAGCUCCCUCCAUCGGCUUCCACUUCUUCACCGCGGUCUAGAUCGACAUCGGCUCAACCAGGAGAUGGCGUGUGUGACGGGGAUGCAGGCAACACAACCUGCCGCCCAUCACCAAACGCUGUUGUGGAUGUGGUCAUAGUCAAGAGAGAUAUCGCCCGGUCAACAUAUCAUACCCGCGCCCGGUCAGAAAGUUCUACAUUCCACGCACAGGCCAAGAUGAUCAUUUCGGUCUGGCAGUUGAGCCCGCAGCAAACCUUUUUUACCCUCACUUUCACCAACACCGAUUCCAAGUAUGUUCCCCCGGUUGGUGCCAAGAAGCUGGCUGGAAGGCGUGACGUUUUGGAUGCUGCUGAAAAAAAGUACCCUUAUAGCAUAAACGACCCUCCCUCUUUGACAUCAAGUCGUGAUUCGCGUUCUCGCUCUCCGUCCUUUCCCCUAAGUCCUUCUGCGGUCGCCAUGUCUUCCAGUCCUUUCCCUCCGCUUGGACCUCCGUCUCACUCUUCCAUCACCAGUGCUCCUUCCAUGCUCCAAAAGAUCACUGUCAUGAAAGAUGCCCUUCUGGAUAAGACACAAACGCCAAUCAUCGCCAUGUGGAAGGACGGGAGUGUGAUCCUUCCCAACAAACCUGCCCGGCGCCUCUCCUAUCCAGACCCUGUGCAAGGCGCUCCCCUCGAAGGUUUCAACCUCUUGUCACAGUGGAGAAUGUGGACAGAUGAUUUCAGCAGACAGCUGGAGACCGAUGAAUACCCAAUAUCUCUUAUGAUCAAAAGUGAAACGCCCUUUGAAAGCUUCAGAGUCGGCAUGCUGGGUCCAGACGGCGAGCGACUAAUAUUCGACGUUGAGGGAGCAGUGAUUAGAGAUGAGAUCACAGGCGAACUUCUGGCGGGUGUGACAACAUGCAGGGACAUCACGCGAAUCGAGCAUGAAAUCAGUCAGAUCAAAGCAGCAGACGAGGAAAGGUUUAGAUUGAUAUGCGAGACCAUGCCUCAGCUCGUGUGGACUGCGGGACCAGACGGCGCACAUGACUUUUACAAUAGCAGGUGGUACAGCUACACAGGUCUGAGCGUAGAAGCUUCGCUAGGCGGAGGCUGGAGAACGGCGUUCCAUCCCGAUGACUUGGCCGAGGCUGACAAGCGAUGGCAAAAUUCAACUCGAACCGGCGAGCCAUAUGUGAUAGAGUACCGGUGCCGCAGCAAAGAUGGCGAGUGGAGAUGGUUCCUUGGCCGUGCGCUGCCUCUGAAAAACAAACAAACAGGGGAAAUUGAAAAGUGGUUUGGAACCUGCACUGAUGUGCACGAAACUAUGGAAGCAAAGCUCGAAGCCAAGCGGACAAGACAACAGCUACGUAGCGUCAUUGCUCACUCGCGCAUGACCAUGUUCGCUGUUGACCCCAAUCGAAAGGUUACCUUGCUGGAGGGAUCGUUAAUAUGGGAUGCUCUCUCGCCGGAGUGUGGCAGCUCCUCUUGGUUUAUCGGGAAGGAUGUUUACGAAGUUUUCAACAACAUCAACCAACAAUUACCGGAUGGCCAAACGCCUGCUUUUCUGCAGCCUCUUGAGUCCAUACUUGGCGGAAAGUCACCGGUGGAACUGCAGGACCACAAGUUUGCAGGUAGAUGGUACCGCACCGGUUUUCAGCCCAUUCUCAGGAGAGAUCCUCUUACCGGAAACUCAACAGAGGAUUUCAUCGAAGGCGUCAUGGGCUUUAUAAUGGACGUAACCGAAUUAAAGGAUCGCGAAAGGGACAUUGAGGCUCAAGCACUGGAGAAGAGACAACUUCUAGCCAAUGAAGCAGCCGCAAAGGAAGCAAGCCGGCUCAAGAGCCAGUUUUUGGCCAAUAUGUCUCAUGAGAUUCGGACACCCAUUACCGGUGUGAUCGGAAUGGCGGAAUUAUUGCUUGAUGUUGAGCUUGAUGCUGAGCAACGAGAGCUAACGGAGAAUAUUUUCCGUUCCGCGAACGCACUUCUGACUGUAAUCAACGACAUUCUUGACUUCUCAAAGAUUGAGUCUGGGCGACUGGAUAUCGAAGAAGUACAGUUUUCAUUAGCCGUUGUUAUUCAGGAGGUCGGCAAGAUGCUUAGCUUCACCGCUGAGCGGAAAAGCUUAGCCUUUAACUACGAGAUUUGUUCAGAUAUUGGGAUUGAUCUCGUGGUUAUGGGAGACCCUGGACGUGUGCGGCAAAUCAUCACGAACCUGGCCACGAACAGCAUCAAGUUCACACAUGAGGGUCACGUUAAGCUACAUGUCUCUGUCGAACAGGAAACGAACGAUACUAUUGAGGUCAAGUUCGUGAUUCAGGACACGGGCAUUGGUAUUGAAGAAGAAGUGCUCAAACGGCUCUUCCAGCCUUUCAGUCAGGGAGAUCCCUCGACAGCGCGGAAAUUUGGGGGUACCGGUCUAGGGUUGACCAUUUCCAAGAACUUGCUGGAACUGAUGAAAGGGCGCAUGGCGCUCGCAUCCAAAAAGGACGAAGGAACUACAGCCACGUUCUGGAUCCCAUUCAAAAAGCCACAAAAAGCACAGUCGAUUACCGGCCCGCUAUCUGACAGAUUACAGAGCGAGACAAGCGUGUCUUGUAUCUGCCCGGCUCCGGCUGACCAGGAGUCAGGUGCGCUGAGCGGCGAGCAGAGGUUGGCAUGGAGACAAUCCUCGACAAGCCUCUCCCCCACCACCUCGCAAGAGGAGCUCUCCAUGCCGGACCGCAGCAAGAUCUUUAUCCUGGUAGUCGAAGACAACGAGAUCAACCAACAAAUCGCCAUCAGGACGAUCAGAAAACUAGGCUUCCAAGUCGCGGCCGCCUGGAACGGCAAGGAAGCUCUCGAAUACCUUUCUAAAGCCAGCACUGGCAAGAAACGGAAACCGGACAUCAUUCUGAUGGACGUACAAAUGCCUCUGAUUGAUGGGUACCUGUGCACCCACCUCCUCCGGCACCACGCCCCGUACAGAAGCUACGUGAGAGAUGUGCCGAUCGUGGCCAUGACCGCCUCGGCAAUCCAAGGCGACAAGGAAAAAUGCAAGAGGGCGGGCAUGGAUGAUUACCUGUCCAAACCUGUCAAAAGGACAACGCUCGAAAGGAUGUUGCUGAGGUGGUGCACUACCAAAAGGGAAGAACUCUCGCCGGUUACAUCGCAAUGCACAGAGUCUGGUGAGCAUUGUCAGAGUGCUGGUAUUCCUGCUGUUGGGCUGAAUGAAGAGCCGUCUGAAUUGGACUUGAAUGCGUAUGACAACGUUGAUGAUCAUGAAGGGUCGAAUCUUGCUACGCCUGUGGGUCCUGGCCGAGUUGCAGAGGGGAUGUCUCCAGGGGGUGGUGCUGAGGUUGAGCAGUCUCCGACGGCGGGAUACUUUUCGUCAGGGUCAGGUUCUGGACACGGCGUGCCAGACGCGACAAAACCAACAGGAGACCCUGGUGAGCAGACAGGGCUUGGUCAAGCUGAACAGCUUCUUGAUGCCAGUUCGCAUCACCCAUCACAACCGAGCGUGGCAGAUAUGACGACAAGUCCGGCCUCGAUAGAGCGGAGGGAAGGAGAGGCGUUGACGGAGGAAAAUCUGGGCAAGCUGCAGGAAGAACAAAACGAAGAAUUGCAAAGCAUCUAA
Neurospora hispaniola is the source of this 3960-nucleotide messenger RNA. RefSeq lists its product as uncharacterized. The record is from RefSeq and is a predicted model, not a curated record. The transcript is spliced from 4 exons. The coding region runs from base 1 to 3960 and encodes 1319 amino acids. Lineage: Eukaryota; Fungi; Ascomycota; Sordariomycetes; Sordariales; Sordariaceae. Gene Ontology annotation, biological process: phosphorylation; phosphorelay signal transduction system. Gene Ontology annotation, molecular function: protein binding; phosphorelay sensor kinase activity.